Messenger RNA from Microbotryum saponariae, 1922 nucleotides. The record is from the annotation of a GenBank genome assembly. NCBI's taxonomy places the organism in Eukaryota, Fungi, Basidiomycota, Microbotryomycetes, Microbotryales, Microbotryaceae.
AUGCUCCGACUUUCGACCCGAAUCGUUCCCGUCUCCCGUCCCUCCUCGACCAUCGCCAGGAUGACGGCGACCCAUCGGUUACUACCGAUGUUUACGCUAGCACCUCUGCAACAGACACUGGUCCGGACAGCGUUGCUGCACUCGUCGGCUCAAUCACGCCUCGAUACGGAGCGCUCAACGACCUCCACUUCAUCCUCGUCAUCCUACCCACCACCCACCUCGUCCUCCCGGAGGUGGAACGCCUCCUCCACCACGACCGAACCCCCGAUACCGACCCCUCCUAAGCCUCCCACCCCACCCCCCGUCGAUGCGCGUCUCACCAGACGUCGCAUCACCUCCGUCACCGAAUUGCCCAAAUCGUUCGGGCGCAACCAGAUCAUCGCCGUCUCGGACGAGGUCAAGAUGGAAUUGGAGGAAAUUCUAGCCGAUUUCAAGGCGCCCGUACGCUUUGCAUUCGCUUAUGGUUCGGGCGUGUUCAGGCAAAAGGGUUAUGCGGCGAGUGUGGGUCAACUUUCGCUGCGAGACUUGAAGACAAAUUCGGAGGGAAAGGAAAACGCUGACUGUUUUGAUGAGCUUGGCCCACAGGAGCAACCCAUGUUGGACUUUGUCUUUGCCGUCUCGCACCCCUCGCAUUGGCACGCGAUCAACAUGGCCCAGAACCCACACCAUUACUCGAUGCCGAUGCGCCUCUUGGGCUCGGACGCUGUCGCGUGGAUGCAGGAUAAAGGGUUGGGCGCGAACGUGUGGUUCAAUGUCGAUGUGCAGAUCAAGGGAAAGGUGAGACCCAUGGGGUGCUGUGAUACUGUGUUCGGAAACGAAACGCUCAUUGAAAUUCGUGGCUCGGUUUUGCAGACGCUCAAGUACGGCGUCAUCUCGAUCGAUGCGCUGUGUCGGGACAUGCUCGAUUGGGAAACGCUCUACGUUAGUGGGAGGACGCAGAAACCUGUAAGUAGAGAAAACAAAAGCUCUCGCGGAAAGCUAGUAGAGAGGCGAUCUGACGCGGCCUCGAUUCCGCAUUUACAGGUCCGCAUCCUCAAGGACGACGCUCGGGUCCGUCUCGCGAACCAAGUCAACCUCGCUUCGGCCCUACGUACAGCCCUCCUCCGCCUCCCCGAAGAUUUCACCGAAGUCGAACUGUUCGAAGAGAUCGCCGGUCUUUCUUACCGCGGCGACUUCCGUAUGAAAGUCGGGGAGAACCCUCUCAAAGUACGCAACAUCGUCGCUGCGCAACUCGACGCCUUCCGAUCGUUGUAUGGAGGGUUGUUGAAGAGUUUCUGGAAAUCGGUUCAUGUGAUUGGGGAGAGACCGGGCGAGUUGGGGGAGGUGAGGUUGAUGAGGCAGGAUCGGAGUGCGGAACAGAGGGCCACGACGGCGAGCAAGUUGCCUAUCGGGUUGAAGGGGAAAGUCAUGGCGCAUUAUGAGAGGAAAUGGAAUCUCAAGAAGGCUUUGGUCGCUUCUAAGGGGGGUGCAGGGGAGGGGGAAAAGGCGGGAACGGUAGGGAAGGCUUUGAGUGAGGAAGAGUUGAGGGGGCAGAAGGAAGGGAGCGAGAAGGCCUUGUGGGAACGCAUCGUGCAGGACGACGAGUUUGACGUCAUGCUUGAUAAGAGUGAGUUCCAGAUAAUCUCUUUUCGCGAUCGUGUUGAUGCUAAUGGUUGAUCAAUUUCGGCUGUUCUCGAAGGUCUCGCCCAAAUUGUGGGCCGACCGACGUUCAACCAAUCGUUGAAAGGCAUCCUUUCCGCCGGACCGGUCAAGUCAUUGCGAUACGUGAGUAUUCACCAUCCGUUCGUGCGCGCCUGAGGUCUAGAGAACUGAACGUGACCUUCUUUAAUCACGAAUAGAUUGGCCCUAAGUUGAAGAAGAAGUGGAGCAAAUCCACGUCGUCGAGUUUGCCCGCCCCCGUCGAGCAAGCGACCAAGCCAUGA